Sinocyclocheilus anshuiensis is the source of this 2987-nucleotide messenger RNA. RefSeq names its product serine/threonine-protein kinase N2-like. The transcript has 20 exons. The coding region runs from base 351 to 2987 and encodes 878 amino acids. NCBI's taxonomy places the organism in Eukaryota, Metazoa, Chordata, Actinopteri, Cypriniformes, Cyprinidae. Gene Ontology annotation, molecular function: protein serine/threonine kinase activity; small GTPase binding; ATP binding. The record is from RefSeq and is a predicted model, not a curated record. Gene Ontology annotation, biological process: intracellular signal transduction; peptidyl-serine phosphorylation.
CAUGAUCGAGGGUGGACUGGCCGUGGCUGAACUGGGUGCGGGAACAGAAACUUGCACUUGGGUCGGUCUGCCACCCGCCUCCCCUUGUUCCGAUAUUAGCAGCACGGCUCUGCGUUCACCCCAAAAGCGCGGACCUCCGCUCUGAUCCCGGGUCUAAACCCUUGCGUUUACAACAAACCGACAGGCGACAGCUCAACAAUGGGACCCCCUCCGUAUCCCGGCAAUGCUAUGGAUCGUACCCCAACUAAAGCGAUUUUCGCUUGAGACGGAAACAUAACAGGCUUGUUUUUUGGGAGUGACUCACCUCCCCUUCCCCAGAGUUUGAUUCAAAAAAAGAGUUCACAACCAAGAUGGCCGCCGAUCCCAUGCAGGCUCACAUGGUUUCGGACCAGCUGGGUCUGGGGCACAACCUUGACCUGUCUGAUACCAUGGUGCAGCAGAAGCUAGACGAAAUCAAGGAGCAGAUCAAGAGGGAGAUCCGCAAAGAGCUGAAGAUCAAAGAGGGGGUGGAGAACCUUAGAAAGGUCACCACGGCAAAAAAGAGACUGGCAUAUGUUGAUAAUAUGCUCAAGAAGUCCAACAAGAAGUUAGAGGAGCUUCAUCAAGAGUUGCAGGAACUCAAUGCUCAUAUUGUGGUGAAGGAUCCAGAGGAUCUUCUCUUAGAGUGCCCUCUUACGCUGGACAGCACUAAAAGGGAAGCACGAACAUGCACUAUCAGCAGCAGACUAGCAGCCCUGAAAAAACAGAAUGACAUUGAAUUGAAGGUGAAACAGGGGGCUGAGAACAUGAUCCAGAUGUAUUCAAAUGGCUCCUCAAAGGAUAGAAAACUGCUUGAAACAGCACAGCAGAUGCUUCAAGACAGCAAAACCAAGAUCGAGUUCAUCCGAAUGCAGAUUCUCAAAGCCAGCCAAACCAGCGAGCUCAGCUUCGACAACAAUGAUAUCAUUGCCAAACCCAUCAUCAGUCCACUGGACCUGCGGGUGGAGGAACUCUGCCAUCACACACGGAUAGAGUACGCUGUGGCCGAGGGGGCCAAGAAUGUCAUGAAGCUGUUGGGCUCUGGUAAACUGGCUGAGAAAAGGGCUCACUCAGAGGCCCAAGCCAGAUUCAAUGAGUCCAGUCAGAAGCUGGAUUUGUUGAAGUAUUCGCUGGAGCAGAGACUCAGUGAGCUUCCGAAGAACCACCCCAAGAGCAGUCUGAUCAUGGAGGAGUUAUCGCUCAUGUCCUCUCCGGCCCUCAGUCCCCGUCAGAGUUUCAUAUCCACACUGAACCACAACAGCACUGUUAAAAACCAGUACAGCACCAAACCAGCUGCGCUCACAGGCAAAUUAGAGGUUCGGCUCAUGGGAUGUCAGGACCUGUUAGACAGUGUUCCUGGCCGGUCUAAAGCCACGUCGGUGCCGCUGCCCGGUUGGAGCCCCAGUGAAAUGCGCUCCUCUUUCAUGAGCCGUGGGAAUCGCAGAGGAACCAGUGUUCGAAAUCUCUCCAAAAAUUAUGACUUGUCCAAUGAGAUUAGUGCUGUUCUGAAGCUUGACAACACUGUCGUUGGUCAGACCAGUUGGAAACCUGUCAGUAAUCAGUCGUGGGACCAGAAGUUUACAUUAGAGCUAGACCGGUCUCGUGAGCUGGAGAUCUCUGUGUAUUGGAGAGAUUGGCGGUCCCUUUGUGCGGUGAAAUUCCUGCGACUGGAGGACUUCCUGGACAACCAGCGGCACGGAAUGUGCCUUUACCUUGAGCCACAAGGGACUCUGUUUGCAGAGGUUACCUUUUUUAAUCCAGUCAUUGAGCGAAGAACCAAACUCCAGAGGCAGAAAAAGAUCUUCUCAAAGCAACAAGGGAAACCGUUCCUGCGGGCCCCUCAGAUGAGCAUCGGUACCUGGGGCCGGCUGGUAAGGAGGGCCAUUCCCUCUCCCAAUAACUCAUUUAGUCCUCAAGUGGCAAUGCUGGCAGCUGAGACUCUACACAGCAGUCACCCAGGAACCCCUGUUCUGAGGAGUGACCCAAUAGUGACAAAACUGGACUUUGACAAAGAUGCUACACCAAAGCAUUACUCUCCUGUUAGUAUAAGAGAAGUCCUGCCUGAGGACAAGAUCCCCAACAAAGAGCAAGAACGGGACACUUUGACCUCAUUUGACUACCGAAAUGACAGGAAUAGCAUCAUUGUUCAGUCUGACCUUGAAGAAACAGAAGAACAUGAGACUCAGCCUUCAGCGUUACAGCUCAUAACUGUCCAAAAGAACACAGAAAUAAGGGAUGAAGAGGAGGAAGAACAGUUUCAUUUCAGUCUUAAAGACUUUAAAUGUGUUGCAGUGUUAGGCCGUGGACAUUUUGGAAAGGUGUUAUUAGCGGAAUACAGUAUUACAGGUGAAAUGUUUGCCAUCAAGGCCCUUAAGAAGGGAGAUAUUGUUGCCCGUGAUGAGGUUGAAAGUUUGAUGUGUGAGAAGAGGAUAUUUGAGACUGUGAACAGUGUGCGGCACCCAUUCCUCGUCAAUCUUUUUGCAUGUUUCCAGACCAAGGAGCAUGUGUGUUUUGUGAUGGAGUACGCGGCGGGAGGAGACCUCAUGAUGCACAUUCAUGCCGAUGUGUUUUCAGAACCGCGGGCCACGUUUUAUGCAGCUUGUGUUGUCCUGGGGUUACAGUUUUUACACGAGCACGAGAUUGUUUACAGAGAUCUGAAGUUGGAUAACUUACUGCUUGACACAGAGGGAUUCGUCAAGAUUGCUGAUUUUGGUCUUUGUAAAGAAGGAAUGGGUUACCAGGACAGGACGAGCACUUUCUGUGGCACUCCAGAAUUUCUGGCUCCUGAGGUGUUAACCGAAACGUCCUACACGCGUGCGGUGGACUGGUGGGGGCUCGGCGUGCUCAUCUUUGAGAUGCUUGUCGGGGAGGUCAGACCUCCUCCACUUCGGUUUAUUCAUUUCUUCUUCAUCAUCUCUCUAAAUAAUCUACCGUUCAAAAGCAAUCACAUUACCUCAGUCAUGACCUAG